GUAAAUUGCGACAAAAAAUUGGAAACGCAAAUGAAUGUUUUCUCUAUUUCCUAAAUUGAAAACCCUAAAUACACGUUUCGACCCUUCUUCAGCAGCCAGCCAGCCACCCACAGCGUCGUAAGCCACGCAUUUGCAUUUCCAGGUCACGAAACCAGAAUAGCUCUCCUUCUCCUAGUUCUGCCUAGCACCAUUGCAGCAGGUCAAACCUCGUCAACGCUAAAUCAGUUUCCUAAAACCUUUUCCUUUUCUCUGCUUCCCUCCCCUUCUUCGUUUGCGAAAGACAGAAGAGUGCCGCCCUCUCCUUCUCACCUCACAGGACCAUAAGGUUUCCCCUAUUAUUUGAAUAGUUAAAAAUGGGAAAGCUGGGGAAGAAGGCGAGGAAAUUUGCGAAGAAGAAUCUUCAAUCUGUGCUCAAACGGAAACGCAAAACGAACUCUAUGAUGUUCAAGAAGAAAUCUUCUAAGAGACGUGACCAGGAUGAUAUUGAAGAACAGGAAGAGGACACAAAAGUGAUGUCCAAUGUAAGAAGAAGCAAAGGCAAGGAUCUAGAAAACUUUUCUCUUGAUGCGGUGUUUACGGAUGAUGAUAGCAAUGCAACCGGAGACGAGACUGACAGUGAUGGAUAUCUUUCAGAGGACUCAAGUUUACAUGUUGCUCAAAGUGAUGGAGCUAAUUAUCUUGAAGACAACUCUGGUGGUAGUGCUUUCUCAUCACAGAACAAAGAAAUAUAUUUAGAUCUUGUGAAGGAAACAAAACAAUUGGAAAAAUUGAAGAAAAAGGAUCCUGCAUUUUCUAAGUUUCUUCAAAGCUAUGAUAAGAAGCUUGAAUCCUUUAGAAAUAAAGAAGCAUAUGCAGAUGAGGAUGAGAUGAGUAUUGAUGAAACAGAGUCAGUGGAUGGAGAAAGUGUGGAUAACAAGAAGAGCCUAUUUUUGACUAGCUCUGAUGUUGACUCUUGGUGUCAACUAGUGACAGAGCAGCAAAAUCUGUCUGCCCUAACUAGUCUGUUAAAUGGAUAUCGGACAGCAUGCCACUACAGAGCUCAGUCAAGUGGUGUCAUUAAUGCUGCUGACUCACGCCAUAGAUUUCAAAGUAGUGAAACCUUUUGCAAGAUAUUGAUUUUUACACUUAAUGAUGCUGAUAAUAUUUUUAGGAAGCUGCUUGGAUUAUCAAACUCCAAUAUCAGGAAGGAGAAGAUUUCGGAAUUAAAAAAUAGCUCAAAGUGGAAUACGUUCAAGCCAUUCAUUAAAUCAUAUUUGAGGAGUAGCCUUUAUCUUUUGAAUCAAGUUACUGAAACAGAGAUAUUGACCUUCUCCUUUGCCCGAUUAAGAGCAUCAAUGGCAUUUUUUGUUGCAUUUCCUUCGUUACUUUGCAGACUUGUAAAGACUGCUGUUCAUUUUUGGGCUACAGAUGGAGGGAGUGUGUCUUCAUAUGCCUUUCUUAUCAUACAAGAUCUAGCAUCUGUGUAUGCUUCUAAUUGGUUUGACACCUGCUUUGUCAAAACUUAUAAAUCCUUGAUUGGCAAUUGUCAGUUUGUGGAACCUGAUCAAUUGAAACACGUACAAUUUCUGAAGAACUCCUUUGUUGAGCUUUGUUCUGUAGAUGUACAAAAAUCAUCCAGAAAAGCAAUGAUUUCCAUCCAGCAACUUGCGAAAAUGCUGCAACAAGGGCUACAAACAAAGAAAAAGGAAGCAGUCAAUAACUUAUGCAGUUGGCAGUACAUUAGCUGUAUUGAUGUAUGGGUUAUGUUUAUAUCAGCUAAUAUACGUGACUAUGAUCUUCAGCCAUUGCUUUAUAUGGUUGUUCAGAUUAUAAAUGGGGUGACUGUCCUGUUUCGUGGACCAAGAUAUUUACCUUUAAGAGUCAAGUGCAUUCAAUGGUUAAAUCACCUCUCCAGUUCAAGUGGGAUUUUCAUUCCUGUGGCAUCAUUGGUUUUGGAUGUUUUGGAGUAUAAAAUUGGAGAGGGUGGAAAACAUGGAAAGGCCAUCAGCUUAUCAACUGGAAUAAAGUUGCCAAAACAAAUUUUGAAAUCUCGAAACUUCCAAGAGCAGUGUAUUUUAUCUGCUGUGGAACUGCUUUCAGCACACUUUUCUCAGUGGACCUACCAUGUAUCAUUUCCUGAUCUAGCAACUAUGCCACUUAUCCGAUUACGAAAGUUUCAUGAGACAACUAAUAUUGAAAGUUUCAAACGUGUUGUUAAGCGAUUUAUUGAUCAGGUGGAGCAAAAUAUUGAGUUUGUGCAGAAAAAAAGAGAUGAGGUGGCUUUUUCACCAAAAGAUCAACAAUCUGUAGAAUUAUUUCUUCAGCUUGCAAAGCAGAGUGGUAACACUCCUUUCUUACAAUACUACCAAAGCACUAUGGAAAAGGCAGUUGCUAGAAAUUUGGCUUUGAAUGAAAAGUUACCUGGAGCGGAGAAAAUUUACAAGAAAAUAAAAAAGCUUUCCAAUAAUGUGAAAAAUGUUACUGGUGGACAACCCGGGAAAAUAAGUGGAUAGUAGCAAAGAUGACAAACAGGGCGAAAAACAGCAGAGUUUUCAAAUUUUGUAUUAGAUUGAUCUGUUAUUAGAUUCACAGGAGAUGAAUCUUUUCUUUAUUUACCCACUAGCCUUCCUUUCACCAAUUUUGGCAUAAUCAACAAUCAUCUAGGCUUUGAGAGAUCUUAAAGGUCUGAGCAGAUUUUUAGGAUUGGUGACCAUGUCAAAAGAAAUUUUGUUUUGUGAUGUCAUCAUAUUUAAGAAGUUUUGUUAGGAACUUUCUAUUGUGCCUAAGCAGUUUGAAAUACAUGGUAAAACAGAUGUCAAGUAGAGCGUAAUUUAUUACAGAAAGCCAUGUCUGACCUUCGAAACUGUUUUCUUCUAAUAUAAUUCUUGUUUUAAAUAAA
This is a messenger RNA of Humulus lupulus (European hop), 2878 nucleotides long. Its product is annotated as protein REBELOTE. The record is from RefSeq and is a predicted model, not a curated record. Gene Ontology annotation, cellular component: Noc2p-Noc3p complex; nucleoplasm; nucleolus. Gene Ontology annotation, biological process: ribosomal large subunit biogenesis. Bases 354 to 2492 code for a protein of 712 amino acids. The transcript is spliced from 14 exons. NCBI's taxonomy places the organism in Eukaryota, Viridiplantae, Streptophyta, Magnoliopsida, Rosales, Cannabaceae.